Messenger RNA from Thamnophis elegans (Western terrestrial garter snake), 1084 nucleotides. RefSeq names its product mitochondrial ribosomal protein L48 (gene MRPL48). The transcript is spliced from 8 exons. Bases 155 to 799 code for a protein of 214 amino acids. Gene Ontology annotation, cellular component: mitochondrial ribosome. The record is from RefSeq and is a predicted model, not a curated record. Lineage: Eukaryota; Metazoa; Chordata; Lepidosauria; Squamata; Natricidae.
GGGGAACUAUUUUAGUGACGGACCCGGGACCUGCGGGGGAACGCAUUAGGGUGACCUCAUUCGGAUUCGUUAUUUCAAAGCCCCCCCCCCCAAAAAAAAACUCCCCGCGUCGCCGUGGUUACCGCCUGGAGGGUCGGGGGCGCCGCUGAAGAUCAUGAGCGCGGCCUUGGGGAAAGUGUUGUCCCUGGGAAAGGAAUCUGUUUUAAAGCAAGGAUGUGGUAUUUUCAGCCUUGCAUUCAAAUCAUCCAGAAGGAAUCCAGUCUCUCCUCUAGGCAGCCUACAGAAGAAUUUUCAAAGACACUACAGAUCCAAGCCUACCCAUGGUAUCGGCCGCUAUAAACAUCUUCUCCCGCCGGAGGCCCCUCCUAAAAGGAAGAAUCACGUGGAGAUGAAAGAAAUCGACCCUGGGACAGAGCACCAGUAUGGGACUUUAAACAUCGUGAUGACGGGCUACGACGUCUGCCUGGUUGAACACUACGCUCAGUAUGUCCAUCGGCUCUGCAACAAGCUGCCCGUCAAAGUAGUCGAAAGCUAUGCCAUGCCCACGAAGACGGUGGAGCUGGUGUUGGCGGGGGAACAUGGCAGCAAAGUCCGUGUGGACGGCCACCUUACAAGCCACCAGCGUGUCGUUCAGAUUAAUCAGCUGACGGCCACAUUUAGUCCCAUUUUCUUGGAAAUUAUUCAGAAUAAUCUCCCCGAAGGAGUCCAUCUAUUAGUGAAAGAGCACACGGAGGAAGAUUUCAGAAUUCGACUGAAGGUCCGCACGGAACUGGAUGUGCUUCGGGCCAAACUGCAGUGAGAUGGGGCCGGUGUCCGAUUGAAGCUUUCCAUCGCUUCGAGCCGUUCUUCCAGGCUUCCCCAGCCGGCACGGGUGGACUUCCAACUCCCCAAAUCCUCCAGCACUGUAACACGCGUGGACUUCGGCUCCCAGAAUUCCCCGUUAACAAAAACGUGAAGGGCCAGGAGAAAAAGCUUGGUUUUCUCACAGCUUUCCUAUCCGACGCCUCGAUCCGGCCUCUUGCACCUCUCGAAAGAUGCUUUUCCAAGUGAUUUUUAUAAUAAAUGAAUAAAAGCGUGGAAAAAA